AUGGACCUGCGAAUACACAGGGGGCUGUGGGUGAUCCCCCCUGAGAAGGAAGGGAACAGUAUUGCAGAAGCUGCGAAGAAGCCUGUCUGGGUCAUGAUGAAGGAGCUUCGGCCGGCCAGCGUGAGCACCCUGGGGGUCCAUUCCCUAGGGCUGGCUGACUCCUUCCACCAGAUACCCAUCAACACCCUGAAGGGAGUCACCACUGAGACAGCAGCCCCUCCCCUGGGCGGAAUCCCCCUUCCCCAGAGGACCACACUGAGGACCCUACUGGCUGAGGAGGCCUCUUUCCCGGGCUGGGCCCCCACCCCCGCCCCGCAUCCCCGGGCUGCCGUGCCCCGUCUGGUGGCCGGGCGCCCGCGCCGCCCGAGAAGUUCCCGCGACUCCCGGCCCGGGACGCGCCGCCGCUCCCAACUCUGCUCGGCAGCCGAUGACGUCACCGCGCUUUGCGUCCCUGAUUGGCUGCUUGUGGCUUGCGGCGCCGGGGACGCAGGCCCCGCGGGCUCUGUGCAGUACUCGUGCGGCGGGUCCCAGGGCCGCCGGCCGGGAAGAGAGGCGGUGACUCGGGCCCUGGGGUUUGUGCCGGGGCGGGCAGGGAGCAGGGUCCGGGAGACCCAGCCGGCAGGGGGCGGGGCAGGAGGAACACCGCGAGCUGCGCACCCCAUACAGCAGGUGGCGGCCUCCAGCCCAGCGCGGCCCCGUCUGCACUGGGAGGGGCCUCAGCUGGAAAGCUACUGGCAGGAGCAGGAUUUGGAGCUGGGAACUCUGGCUCCACUCGGCGAGGCAAUCAGCUCCACAGUCUGGAGCAGCCCUGACAUGCUGGCCGGUCAAGAUAGCCAGCCCUGGACGUCUGAUGAGACAGUGGUGGCUGGUGGCACCGUCGUGCUCAAGUGCCAAGUGAAGGAUCAUGAGGACUCAUCCCUGCAGUGGUCUAACCCGGCCCAGCAGACUCUCUACUUUGGGGAGAAGAGAGCCCUCCGUGACAAUCGGAUCCAGCUGGUCAGAUCUACUCCGCACGAGCUCAGCAUCAGCAUCAGCAACGUGGCGCUGGCGGACGAGGGCGAGUACACCUGUUCCAUCUUCACCAUGCCCGUGAGGACCGCCAAGUCCCUCGUCACCGUGCUCGGAAUCCCACAGAAGCCCAUAAUCUCUGGCUAUAAGUCAUCAUUACGGGAAAAAGAAACAACCACCCUAAACUGUCAGUCUUCUGGAAGCAAGCCUGCAGCCCAGCUGACCUGGAGGAAAGGUGACCAAGAGCUCCACGGGGAACCAACCCGCGUCCAGGAGGAUCCCAACGGAAAAACCUUCACCGUGAGCAGCUCAGUGACCUUCCAGGUUUCCCGGGACGAUGACGGGGCAGACAUCGUAUGCUCUGUGAACCACGAAUCUCUAAAGGGGGCUGACAGAUCCGCCUCUCAGCGCAUCGAGGUUCUAUACACACCAACGGCGAAGAUUAGGCCAGACCCUCCGCAUCCCCGUGAGGGCCAGAAGCUGUUGCUUCACUGUGAGGGUCGCGGAAAUCCCGUCCCCCAGCAGUACCUGUGGGAGAAGGAAGGCAGUGUGCCCCCGCUAAAGAUGACCCAGGAGAGUGCCCUGAUCUUCCCCUUCCUCAACAAGAGCGACAGCGGUACCUACGGCUGCACGGCCACCAGCAACAUGGGCAGCUACAAGGCCUACUACACACUCAACGUGAACGACCCCAGCCCAGUGCCCUCGUCGUCCAGCACCUACCACGCCAUCAUUGGUGGGAUCGUGGCUUUCAUCGUCUUCCUGCUUCUCAUCCUGCUUAUCUUCCUGGGCCACUACUUGAUCCGGCACAAAGGAACCUACCUGACACACGAGGCCAAAGGCUCGGAUGACGCCCCAGAUGCAGACACAGCCAUCAUCCACGCAGAAGGCGGGCAGUCGGGCGGGGAUGACAAGAAGGAGUAUUUCAUCUAG
This is a messenger RNA of Puma concolor (puma), 1938 nucleotides long. NCBI's taxonomy places the organism in Eukaryota, Metazoa, Chordata, Mammalia, Carnivora, Felidae. The record is from RefSeq and is a predicted model, not a curated record.